UUAUUUACGCCACCUGCAUGUCAAAAUGGUGAAAUAUAGGUGUUGAACAGUAGUAGUGCGAUCAGAUGUCUGCCAGUCAAAGUUUCGUUGAAAGGUGCCAGCAGUAAUGGCAUCCAAGACACACCUGGAGGAUGUUGAUGUGUCGUGGUAUGCCUCCAUCGUCCACAACUGCAUCCAGGAGGACAAACUCAGUAAGCUCCGAGGCACCCUCAAGAAGUUCUCCAAGGAGCAGCGCAAGCGGGUCGUCACCUACAAGAUCAACGGCAAUGCACCUCUGUUCAUGGCCUGCCUGCAAGGAAAGGUCCACAUUGGGAACUACCUCCUUGAUGAGUGUAUGGCCGAUGUGGAACAGAAGGGCAUUUAUGAAGUGGAGGAAGACAGAUCCAGGCACCAGGUAACUCCUCUAUGGUGUGCAGCUGUAGCCAAUCGCCUUGAAGUCGUAAAAUCGCUGGUCCAACACGGAGCUCACAUCAACAGCACAUCCGAUACAGACUCAACCCCAGUGCGUUCCGCAUGCUACAUGACAAACAUCUCCGUGGUCAAGUACCUCGUUGACCAUGGCGCCGACAUCCACAAACCCAACAUCAACGGGGGCACCUGCCUCAUCAACUCGGUCCAGAGCUCUGAAUUGUGCUUGUUCCUCAUUAAGAAAGGAGCUGACGUUAAUGCAAGGGAUAACUCUGGAAAUCUGGCUUUGCAUUAUGCCAUACGAGAAGGAAGAUUAGAGACGGUAGAACUUUUACUGAAACAUGGUUCUGACUACCGUGCCAGGAACGACUUCUGUGAUGAUUCUUUGCAGACUGCUGCAUUGAGAGGUUUUGGAAAUAUUGUUGAUUUUAUCAUAGAACACACUGUACAGGACUUGGUCAGUAUGAUUCAUGCUUAUGAACUUCUAGGUGCCAACUAUGUUGAUGAGAAGCAUGAUAUUGCAGGUGGGCUGGCAAUGUGGAAGAAAGCCAUGGCGUUACGUAUCGGUGAUCCUCAGAACAUUGUUCUCAAGGACUUGCCCACCACUAGCCAGAUUGCAUAUGAUAAUGCCAGGGAACCACAGUCAUUUGAGGAACUUGAAGAGAAAGUGAUAGACCCAGAUUCUGUGUACAUGCAAGCGUUGUUGAUCCGAGAACGAAUUCUUGGACCAAAUCACAAAGACACAACGUUUGGGUUGAUGUACCGAGGUGCGGUUUACGCAGACACCCACAGAUACCAACGGUGUGUGGAUUUAUGGAAGUAUGCAUUCCAGCUGAGGCAUAAGAAGGUUGAGGCUCUCAACCACGAGUGUCUGUUCACGGUCCAGGCCCUCGUCAAGCUGUUCUGGGAGAUGCAACUGGAGUUGGAAUCAGGGGCGACAGAUGAAAGAGUCCGGUUUGGGGAUGCCCUGGAGGUGUUUGACCUGCUCAUUCAACACAUCCGGAGCGGAGUGCCCAAAAUGUCAGACGAACCAGUUCCUCAUCAGACUGCCGAUGAUUUCCAGCUCCUCAUGCAGCUGUCCCUUCAUCUGAUCCAUCUCUUAGCCAGACUUGGUUCCCCUGAAGAAAAGCUGCCAUUCAAACGUCUUGUCCACGAGCUGGUACUUCAGGAUCCAAGGGGAACUGAACAAGAAAGUUUGCUUCAUCUUGCCGUUGAUCCCAAAAUCAGUCUUACUAGUGAAGAGUUCUACUCAGCAUUUCCAGCCUUGAGUGUUGUGCAGGUGCUGAUUGAAUGUGGAGCCAAUGUGAACGCUGUUGAUCAAAGAAGAAACACUGCAUUAUACAACAGUGUGAAGUUUCUCACCUACACUGAGCUCCAUGACGAAGGCAUUCUGUAUUGUUUGCUGAACCACGGAGCGCAUGCCGAUAUGUGCAAUAACGAGGGUCACAGCGCCCUAGACCUUCUGAAAUCUCAUGGUUAUCCGAUUUGCCCAAUGGAAUAUUUAUCACUGAAAUGUUUUGCAGCACGAGUCAUCAAGAAACACCGGAUUCCUUAUGAAGAAGAAGUGCCAGUUACCUUGUUGCCAUUUAUUGCUAUACACGGAUAGUUGCUGCAUGUUUAGACAGUUGUUACGUACGUUUUGUUUUGUGUGCAUUGUGAUAUUUUGACGUCUUCAAUCAGUAUUCAUUAUUUAUUAUUGUGAAUGAAGUCGUGUCUUGUUCUGGUGUCUUUUGAACUGCUGUUCUCUCCAUCAUUCCGGGUAGCUAUCCAAACUAAGAAUGUCAUCAAGACCCUCUAGACUUGUGCUUACGAAGAAUUUUAAAGACUGUUACAUAGCAACUGAGGCAGGGCUCUUGAAUCGAAGUGUUUGAUGCUCUUACACCAUGAAAGACUAUGGGCGUCAGACAUGCUGCCUCUCUUACUUCACCAGUAUUUUGAUUAUUAAAGAUUCUAAACUGGGACCUAGUUCUGAAAAGCGGAGUUGCUUCCCUUACAUGUUGUAGGAUUCUAUGCCCGUGGGCUCAAUUUACUGAUCAGGAGUCUCAGCUCUAUUCAAUAAUUGUUGGUUUCACCAAAGUGGAACAUCUUUCUUCUCACAAGCUGACAUUCCUUCAUGUAAAUGGUAUACUGUUCCAAGCAACAUUCAACUCGUUCACAGACUCAUAGCAGAAAUGUAUCCCAGGAAGCUACCUCUACAUAAAUGUCUCAAUGCGAUACAGAAUUGCACCAAGCUGACCAUUGCUUGGCAUUGAAUAAAAGGACUGUGUGGGUCUCCUAUGCAGGCCACAACAAACA
Messenger RNA from Haliotis rubra (blacklip abalone), 2703 nucleotides. Its product is annotated as protein fem-1 homolog C-like. The record is from RefSeq and is a predicted model, not a curated record. Gene Ontology annotation, cellular component: ubiquitin ligase complex. Gene Ontology annotation, molecular function: protein binding. Gene Ontology annotation, biological process: ubiquitin-dependent protein catabolic process. NCBI's taxonomy places the organism in Eukaryota, Metazoa, Mollusca, Gastropoda, Lepetellida, Haliotidae.